CAAGCUUAUAAUUUUCCAAAAGUUCCCCGCAAACCUCCGAGCUGCGUCCAAUUGCGGAAGCACAGAAGACAACUUUGAAUACAGCCGACAUGUCCAAGACUAAAACGAAGCGCGCGCGUCGUGAAUUGAAGUGCGAGGGUGAGAGAAAAAUAGCAGCACACCACCGUAAGGCAGCAGCAAAAGCCGCAGAAACAAAACAAGCCACGACAAAACCACCCGCAAAGAAGAAGCAAAAGAUGAACUCGACCACCGCAAAAGACGCACCACCAGCAACCAAGCCCGCUCACGUCCAACCCUCGCAACGAAAACACGCCAUCCCCUUUGGCGAAUACGACCACAUUCUCCUCGUUGGCGAGGGCGACUUCAGCUUCACCCGCUCCCUCGCCAUCGAGCACGGCUGCGCAAACGUCACAGCCACAAGCUACGACUCGCGCGAAGACGUCGAAAGCAAAUAUCCAACCUUCGGCCCCAUCUCCACCGAGCUCUCCUCCCUCACACCCCCUGUCCCCCUCUUCCACUCCAUCGACGCCACAAAACUAUCAAGCUACAAGCACCUCCGUUGCAAGCGCGACGACGACGACGAUGGGGAGGAAGGCUGGGACACCAUUGCCUUCAUGUUUCCGCACACGGGUGGUCUCAGUACAGAUGUGAAUCGCCAGGUCCGCGCGAACCAAGCGUUACUAGUUGAAUUCUUCAAGUCGUGUAUUGAUACGAAAGAUGCGAAGCGGAGGUUGCAUAUUUUGCAGACGCAGAAGAGGGAGAAGGAGGAGAGUAGGAAGAGGAAGAGGGAUCAAUCCCAGGGAGAUUCACAGCAGGAACAGAGGAAACAGCAGAGUGUCAAACCGUUUCUUCGCAUAGGCGGCAAAAUCAUAGUCACACUCUUUGAAGGUGAACCUUACACUUUAUGGAAUAUACGCGAUUUAGCCCGGCACGUUGGUCUACGGGUAGUGGAGAGCUGGAAGUUUGACUGGGAGCAGUAUCCGGGUUACCACCACGUUCGCACGCUGGGGGCGCUCGAGGGCGGUGGGGGUUGGAAAGGUGAAGAUCGUGAGGCGAGAAUGUAUGUGUUUGAGAAGAUUCCGCUUGUGGCUGAUAGCGAUGAGGAGAAGGAGAUGGAGAGGGUGGCCAAGGUGGCGAGGGGGGGACGGUUGCCGAGUCAGAAGGAGGCGAUGAAGGCUGCCUUGCAGGGGGAUGAGGAGAAGGAUGAUGAGGAGGAAGACGAGGAAGACGAUGUUUGAGGCUUUAAAUCUCAUUCAAAUAAUGAUAUACCCGUCUUCGAGACUAGGAAAAGACUGUACCACCGAUACAGGCAGGACUAAAACCCACGCCGGGGCGUCCCGCCACGAUAAACCGAAAACAAACGCCCCGCUAUGCGCGUAUAAGCACUGUAUCAAAGAAAAAAACGCAACUUCCUGCUCCAAGAAAGAAAGAGAAGAAAAGAAAAGAAAUCACAUAAUAUACACCUUCCGCACCUCACUCUCCUUCCACUUCUCCCCCG
Bipolaris sorokiniana ND90Pr is the source of this 1498-nucleotide messenger RNA. RefSeq lists its product as uncharacterized. The transcript has a single exon. NCBI's taxonomy places the organism in Eukaryota, Fungi, Ascomycota, Dothideomycetes, Pleosporales, Pleosporaceae. Gene Ontology annotation, molecular function: rRNA (uridine-N3-)-methyltransferase activity. Gene Ontology annotation, biological process: rRNA base methylation. Bases 90 to 1238 code for a protein of 382 amino acids. Gene Ontology annotation, cellular component: cytoplasm. The record is from RefSeq and is a predicted model, not a curated record.